UCCUUCACAGCCACCAUGGUUCGCAGCGGUAUCUGCAGAGGGUUCCUACUGGUGCUCCUUGGCCUCUUGGUUGCCUUUGUACACACAGAGACAGUCGCAGAUCCUGCCUCAACAACCAGGGACAACCAGGACACCAUGUCUGGAGAACCACCCAGUGACGUCACUACCAAAGACCCUUUCCAGGACAUGACAGAGCAGUCCUUCACAAACGACUACGAGGACACCACACACUCCCAGGCCAUGGAUGAGGAGGAAGGGGUGCUGGGGCCGGGGGCCAUCACAGCCAUCGUUAUAGCAGUCUUCCUGGGUGCGUCUGUCCUCCUCGCCCUCAUCGUCAUCACACUCAGAAAGUUCACCGCAUCCUAGAGUGAAUGCAUCCCAUCCCGUGUGUGUAUGGAUGUGUGGGUGUUUGUAUGGCAUGAGUGUUUGAUUUUGUCUUUUGCCUCUCAUCUCGAUCUUUCGACUCCUGACUCUCUCCUCAUCUUUCUUUCAAAGAUGAGUUGUGUCUUUUGCUUUGCUGUAGAUGCUGAAAACUGUGGCAGGUCCCUUGACUGACUACUUACAGAUUUACUCCUGCAAACACACUCUAACUGUUGCUCAACUGUUGCUCCACUUAAUCCUGAAGGUGUAAUGUUAGAAACUGGCUGGCUCUUCCAGUGGAAAUCGUAGUCAAUGUCAUUUUAAUUUUGUUCAGCUUUUUACUUUGUUUUUUUCCAACAUCUUUAUGAAUGCUCUAAAGGAUUUUUGAUGUUUGUGGGCUGUUUGUUUUCUUGUCUUGAGAGGUUGGUGUGAAAUAUCCUGCAUGUGUUUGCUUUUAUUUGUACAUGAUGUGUGUGUGUGUGUGUGUGUGUGUGU
Molecule: messenger RNA, 855 nt
Organism: Seriola dumerili (greater amberjack)
Lineage: Eukaryota; Metazoa; Chordata; Actinopteri; Carangiformes; Carangidae
Gene: snorc
Product: chromosome unknown C2orf82 homolog
Exons: 3
Coding region: 16-366 (116 amino acids)
Biological process (GO): cartilage development
Source: RefSeq, a predicted model, not a curated record